Leptosia nina is the source of this 1113-nucleotide messenger RNA. NCBI's taxonomy places the organism in Eukaryota, Metazoa, Arthropoda, Insecta, Lepidoptera, Pieridae. The record is from the annotation of a GenBank genome assembly.
AUGAAUCUAUUUAUUGUCUUUGUUAAUUUCUUUUUGUACAUAAUCGUGUCAUGUGAUGCAUCGGGAACUGACAUAGCGCUUGAUGCAAAGGCUACCUUGUUACAUCGUAUAGAUAGUUUGAAUCUUUUAAUUUACACUUGUCUUCUUACCUUAACCGUGCUCACAAUUUGGGUAUUUAAACAUCGCCGUGUCAGUUGGCUACACGAAACAGGUCUAGCUGUGAUAUAUGGUUUAAUAGUAGGUGCCAUAAUUCGCUAUGGGAGCAGUACAAAUGAGAUCACCUAUAUUGAUGCUCAUCCUGACCCAGACUCCAAAUACAACCUAUCUGUACCACCAGAUAUGGUUAGAUUUCAUUUCCCUGAUAAAAUACAAGUAACUGGAGAUGCUCCUGUACCAAACAAAACUUAUGCAUAUAGUUUCAGAGGAGAAAUAGUGAAUGUUGAGCAGAAUGAAAUUGACUUGAAAGCGACUUUUGAUCCUGAAAUAUUUUUUAAUAUUAUUUUGCCACCUAUUAUAUUUCAUGCAGGGUAUUGUUUAAAAAGAAAAUACUUUUUUCGUAAUCUAGGUGCCAUUUUAACAUUUGCAAUGGUUGGGACAGCACUCUCUGCGUUAGUUAUUGGAGCUCUGAUGUAUGGUUUUGUUCAGCUGAUGCCGGCAUCAUUAGCCUCAAGCUUUACAUUCUUGGACACACUCUAUUUUGGUGCUCUUAUUUCACCGACAGAUCCCUUAACAGUUCUUGCCAUCUUUUCUCAACUUAAGGUUGAUGUUAACUUAUAUGCUAUGAUAUUUGGAGAAAGUGUUCUCAAUGAUGCUGUUGCUUUAGUACUUAGCGGUGCAAUCCAAAACUAUGAGAAGAGGUACUCGACUGAUGGCGAAUUCGAGAUAACAGCUUUCCUUCAAGCCAUUGGAGACUUCAUUGGCAUUUUCAGCUUGUCACUUAUUGUUGGCGCCCUCAUGGGAUGUUUAACGGCAUUGAUAUCCUUUUUAUUAUACUACAAACAUUUGAUACCGAACGCUAAAGGAAAUUUUAAACUAAAAGUGUCGUGUAAUGUGAUAAGGAAACCCUUUCGCCUACCUGAAUUGCCGUCCCCUUGUAAUUUGUCGAAUCACUAG